Messenger RNA from Ambispora gerdemannii, 221 nucleotides. Lineage: Eukaryota; Fungi; Glomeromycota; Glomeromycetes; Archaeosporales; Ambisporaceae. The record is from the annotation of a GenBank genome assembly.
AUGUCACCAACUAGAAUCGCAGAGGAUAUGCCAGGAGAAUCGCAGAGGAUAUGCCAGGAGAAUCGCAAGAACAUCGCAAAUAUUGAUGGAAUAGCUGACGUAGCUUAUAAGACUCACUUACUGGUACAAUUAGACAUUGCCAUUACUCAAAACAAGAUAGCAAAGGAGAUGGCUGAUCUUGUAAUUGCAGAAGUUGAAGGUGGUGAUGAUUAUUCAUGGAA